GAUGCUGACGAGCAAGCAGCAGCUGAUUGGUUACGGAUGCAAGUGGAUUCUUUGAAGCACAUUCACAAAGCGUACGCUUUGGAACAGUGUAGCAGCGAAGCAGCCAGCUGCUAUCAGAAGCUUUUGCACUCUUUCUGUUUAGGUUCUACUUGGAUCACGAAAAUAAAAAUAUUGUCCACCCAUGGGGAACAACAAUGAGAACCUGCCGUGAACAGAUUGCCUUCACAGAAGUGUUUGAUGUGUAGAAGACACGUAUUGGACCUUUGCAAAUCAUUCAUACAGAUAUGAAAACUAAAUCUACAAUUUUCCGAGCUUGAGGUAUUCUUAUAGGACAUUUCCACCCUUCUAGGACCAAGUUCCAGCUUUUGGUCUUUGGUGGACUUUGAGGUGUGCGUAGGAGAGCGACAAGGUACAGGGAAUUUAGGGAGUUUAGGUUGUACACACGUUUCAUCCAGGAAGGCUUUAGGAAGUGAAAGCUUCCUUUGCUGCUAAAAAUGUCUGACCAAGAAAUUGAGGACUUUGAUGUGGACAAUAUGUCAGACACCUCUCGGAUGAUCCCAGCCCUACCACCCUAUAACAUGGAUGACCAGCUCUUGCCUAUGGAGUAUAGAAGCAGAUGGGGUUGCUGGAUUUGGACUCUCUUUGUGUCUGGUGCAAACUUUUUGGCUUUUCUGGUUAACAUAAUUGUUCUUGCUAUAAUUUUCACAAUUGUUCUCACCCCAACCAUCGUGGUGGUCUAUUUCGGGUUUAAGUGCCACUCCAGGGUGCUGCAUUCUGAUGCUUCAUACUGCAAAACCCUCCUGGACGAUAACAGCUCAUCCGCAUUGAUUAUCUUGGGCUUCGUCAUGAUGUCUCCUCUGAUCGUUCUGGCCAUGGCUUUGUACUGUGGCCUUGCCCGCCGCCUGCGGCUCUUCAUGUUGUUCCAGCCCUACACUCGGGCUCUGUAUAAAGGAGUUCGAUGGAGGUGGUAUGAUGAAGGUGGGUUAUGUAGUUGUGCCAAGGAGUGGAAUAAUCAUGUCAAAGCUUGGGUAUAACUUCUUUGAAGACUGGCGCCCGUGUCUGCCCUUGUCAUCUACCAACGGAUGCCCCCUUAAAGGAACCCAUCCUACCCUUGCCAGCACUUUGUAUGGACUCCCAAUAUCUGCCAUGGAGUAUCUGGUCGGUGCAACUCAGAGACAGAACUAACCAUGCAUCCUGAAGAAUAUUUUUAUCAUUAUUGUUGUAUACAAAUUGGAGUAAAACCAUACUUCCCUACAACAACGACGACUAAUAUU
Messenger RNA from Spea bombifrons (plains spadefoot toad), 1274 nucleotides. RefSeq names its product transmembrane protein 88B (gene TMEM278). The coding region runs from base 495 to 1034 and encodes 179 amino acids. Gene Ontology annotation, cellular component: plasma membrane. The record is from RefSeq and is a predicted model, not a curated record. Gene Ontology annotation, molecular function: PDZ domain binding. Lineage: Eukaryota; Metazoa; Chordata; Amphibia; Anura; Pelobatidae. The transcript is spliced from 2 exons.